AUGAGGUCCCUAAUGGCUUAUGCUUCUCUCACUCUUGCAUUAGCCAUACUCUUUCUAAGUUUCCCUUCUGAAAUUUCAGCAAACCGUUAUUCUUAUUCCUCACCACCACCACCAAAAGAUCCAUACCAUUACUCAUCUCCUCCACCUCCACCGGUUCACAGCUACCCUCAUCCACACCCAGUUUACCACUCUCCACCACCACCGGUUCACACUUACCCACACCCACACCCAGUUUACCACUCUCCACCACCACCACCAACACCACACAAGAAGCCAUACAAGUACCCAUCUCCCCCACCACCACCGGUGCACACCUACCCUCAUCCUCACCCUGUCUACCACUCUCCACCACCACCAACACCACACAAGAAGCCAUACAAGUAUCCAUCACCACCACCACCACCGGUUCACACCUACCGACCUCAUGUUCCCCAUCCGCUUUACCGUUCUCCUCCUCCACCAGCCUAUUACUACAAAUCACCUCCUCCACCUUACCACCACUAG
Molecule: messenger RNA, 504 nt
Organism: Vicia faba (fava bean)
Lineage: Eukaryota; Viridiplantae; Streptophyta; Magnoliopsida; Fabales; Fabaceae
Source: the annotation of a GenBank genome assembly